AUGGAAAUCACACGUUUUCUCAUGGGAAAUGGUCUCUUCUCGUCUCUCUUUCUUCUCUUAACACCCCUUGUCUUCGUCGUCGUCUUCUUCUUCACUAAAAAGUAUUCCAGAUCUGCAAAAAACCUGCCACCAGGGCCACCACCAUGGCCGAUCAUCGGAAACCUACACCAAAUAGGCGAGAGCCCUCAAGUUUCCAUGGCCAUCUUUGCUCAACAACAUGGUCCACUCAUCUCCCUUCACUUAGGCACUCAACUUCUUGUGGUGGCAUCUUCUCCGGAAGCAGCCGCUGGCAUCCUCAAGACUCAAGACCGCUUUCUUUCUUCUCGAGCAAUUCCUAACGCCUAUGAUCAUGCUUACUCUUCCUUCUACUUUAUUUGGUCAACCAACUGUGGUGAACACUGGAAGUCACUAAGAACCCUUUGCCGAAACGAUAUGUUCUCGGUUAAAGCCUUGCAAGCCCAGUCUCGUUUAAGGCAGGAAAAGUUGGAUCAAAUGUUAGGGUUCCUGCGUGGCAAGAAGAACCAAGUUGUCAACAUUGGGGAUGUUGUCUUUACGACAAUGUUCAACACAAUGAGCCAAGUUAUCUUUGCCAAAGAUUUUCUUGGUUAUGGCGAUGAACAUGGAACCGUUGGCGGCUUGAAAUGGAAGCUUUCCACGCUGCUCAAGUACGUAACAAGACCAAAUAUAAGUGAUUUUUACCCCAUUUUUAGAAGAUUUGAUCUUCAAGGAUUGAGGAAGGAGAACUUCAAAAAUACCCAGGAAGUUUAUAGCUUUUGGGAGGGAAUGGUAGAAGAAAGAAGAGCUAAAAUGAAGUCUUCCAAGAUGGUGAUCGAAGAAGAAGAAGAGAAAUUGUUCUUAGAUCGGUUACUUGAAAAUGGAUUCACAAACCAACAGAUCAAUAUAUGUGCUUUGGAUUUAUUCAUAGCAAGUACGGACACUACAUCCUCAACCAUUGAAUGGACCAUGGCCGAGUUGUUGAAAAAUAAAGAAGCGAUGUCCAAAGUACGACAAGAGUUGAAGUACAACACCAACUCCAACAUCACACACGAAUUUGAAUUUUCUAAAUUACCUUAUCUAAAUGCUUGUAUUAAGGAAACACUAAGGUUACAUCCUCCGGCGCCUUUCCUAAUUCCUCGUCGUGCUGUCGAGACUUGUGAGGUUAUGAACUACACGAUCCCUCAAAAUACCCAAAUAUUUAUCAAUGUUUGGGCAAUCGCUCGUGAUCCAAGAGUUUGGGAAGACCCCCUCUCGUAUAAACCUGAAAGGUUUCUGGGCUUGAAUUUGGAUUUCAAAGGCCAGGACUUUGAGUACAUACCAUUUGGUGCAGGGAGGAGGAUGUGUCCCGGUUUACCCUCUGGUAUUAAGAGUGUUCAAUCUAUAUUAGCAUCGUUAAUUCAUGAAUUCGAUUGGGUUCUUCCCAAUGACGAAGAUCCUUCAAAGCUGGACAUGAAGGAAAAAUUUGGGGUGACACUGCAGAAGGAAAAACCUCUUCAACUCAUUUUCAAAGAUUUAAAUUAAUCUUUAUUAUGUAAUUUUUUACCUCGUUGAUUCAAGAAAAUUUUGUUC
Molecule: messenger RNA, 1566 nt
Organism: Cynara cardunculus var. scolymus (artichoke)
Lineage: Eukaryota; Viridiplantae; Streptophyta; Magnoliopsida; Asterales; Asteraceae
Product: probable (S)-N-methylcoclaurine 3'-hydroxylase isozyme 2
Exons: 2
Coding region: 1-1518 (505 amino acids)
Molecular function (GO): heme binding; oxidoreductase activity, acting on paired donors, with incorporation or reduction of molecular oxygen; monooxygenase activity
Source: RefSeq, a predicted model, not a curated record